AUGUUAGCAGCUCAAAAAGCAGCAGUCGCCAAAGCUAAGAAGUCUAAAGACAAGGAUGACGACGCUGAUGACAGUGGCAGUUCUGUCAGCAGACAGAAAACUGCGUCUCCUGCUCCAUCUGCUGGUAGCGGACCGGCUAAAACGAAACAAGCUGUAUACUAUUCUCUGCCUUUUGACGAUUCUUUGGCACUUCUAGCUUCCAUUUAUACGAGCACAUCAUCCACUACCACUACUCGCACAAAAGUCGGCGUUGUACAGACACUGGCGUAUUUAUUUAUGAACACACCUAGCACCGUGAUAGAGACCAAGUACGCAAUUAUUUCAAAGGUGUUGCUAGUAGACUUGUUGUCCAAUACUGGCAUUCGCAACAACAAAUAUAAGAGCAUUAUGGCUAAAAACCAUAUCCACUUCCUACUUGAUUCGAUUAUUUCAGAGAAAAUUCUCGGUGAGUUUGGUCAGAUUUCGGCAAUCAAAUUACUUGUCAGUGAUAUUUUACAAAAGUAUUACAAGACCACUACUCCAUCUAGCAGUUUGAAAGAUUCAAAUGAUCCAAUGAAGGAACCACUUGUAGCGACCCUGAAAUGCAUUGCUAGUUUGAUUGACUCGUUAGGACCAGCUGUGGCUGCAGUAGCUGAUCUAUUAGAGGGAAGUUUACUGAAGUUGUUAGUUUAUCCAAGCUAUUCAGUAAAGGUGUCGGCUUGUUUAUGUUUGAAAUCGUUUGUUGAAAAGUCACCUUCGCAUCUGUUACCUUUGCUCAUGUUGGGACUGAAUCACAUAAAUAAGGAGCUGGGAAGUGCUUCACCAACCCAGUCUCCACAACCUGCAGCUGUCGGUGCUAGUAAUGAGCAACCGCAGUCACUCGCCGACAGGGUACUGGGUCAUGCUUACAUGACUUCGGUGCUGUCAGGAAUCACUCAAAAGUACCCACAAUAUUCUUCGCUUGAACUAGCUGCUCGUGUCUUCACCACAGCUACUUCUUUACUAAAAAAAGGUGGUAAUGUGACGACUGUUGCUGUACAAGUUCAAGUUGGUUGGUUAUUGGUAAGCGGUCUGAUGGCUCUGGGUCCAAGCUUUGUCAAGGUUCAUUUAUCACAAUUGCUGCUACUGUGGAAGAACGCUUUACACCGACCAGUUGGAAAAGAACAGCUUGCUGAUACCAAUAACUUGGAACUGAAUUACCUACUUUUGGUGAGGUAUAGUGCGUUGACAUCUAUUUCUUCUUUUUUAAUCCACAAUUCGCAAUUGGUAACCCCAGACAUGGCAAAGAGAAUUGCCACUAUUCUUGAAAACGUACUGUCCUUUUCAUCAUCCAUUCCAUCUAAGAAGCUUGCCGACGAUGACCUAUCACACCGCUUGGACAAAUCGCUUUCGUUAGAAUAUUGUGAUAUGAUGGUAAAGCGACGAGUAUAUCAGUGCUAUAUUAGUUUGAGUCAGUAUGAUCACAUUGACGUAAAGCAAUUUGGCAAUGAGCGGUUCAAUGCAAAUAUUCUUACCAGCGCUCUGUCGACAUUUGCCGACCCUGAACGGAGCAGUUCGGCUGAAAUGAGUACUGCCAUUGCUACUGCUACUGGAGCCAUUGAAUCGAUAUGGGAAGUGGCGGACAACCAUGCAUUUGGACUCACCAGCAAGAUUAACGGUCGCAAUCUGAACGACGUCUUUUUUGGCAUAACCUCGGAUCAGAGUGAACAGAAGUGGUUGUCUGAAUUGGACUGGGCUGCAAAAUUAGAAGUAGAUAUCAGCAAACCAAUCCUCGACUCGCCAGAAUUUGACGCUGACAAGGUUUUGUUAUCUGACAAGACUAUAUUAGGCGUGGCUUUAUCACAAAGCGUGCCUGUUGCCACAUCAAUUGUCGACUUUUCCAUCGAUCUCUUUGUAACGCUGCUUCCAUUACAACUUCCAAAGGUUCAAGAGAGUAUUCUUGAUCAAUUGAGAACGUAUGUAUUGGCAGCGACUGCCACUGGAAGCCAGAAUCGAAAAUCUGGAAGGAAAGAUGCUGUUACUGUAAACUCCAUUGUCGCAGUAUUUUCUGCUCUUCGAUACUCUCUGAACGGAAAAACCUCGUCUGGACAACCACGGCGUGAAGCAUUGAAAGCAACACGUGUGUUGAAGAUUUUCCUUGAUAUUAUCAAGUUCGGGCUGCGAGACGGCAAUUCAGCAAUCAGAAGUGUCGCUGCUCAGGGUCUGGGAAUUCUUUGCUUUAUCGGUUCGUCUACCAUGGCGGCUGAGGUGAUCAAGUCUCUUAUUGAUGAGAUUGUGUCAAAUAGAGACCCCAAUAGUCGAGCCGGAAACUCACUAGCCCUUGGAUAUAUCUUGAAGUACGUGGGAGGAAUGUUUGCUGGAAUUCAUCUCAAAACUAUUUUGGGUGUUCUCAUGUCCUUGGCUAAUGAUCCGCAUCCAACGGUACAUUUCUGGGCUCUCGAGUCGAUUUCAGUUACCAUCGAAAAUACGGGAAUGAGUUUUAUGGGCUAUGCAUCGUCCACCCUGUCAACGCUUAAUAAACUGUAUCUUUUGGAAAGCCAUAGUGACGAGACUAUGUCUGCAGUAUCGAGCAAUUUAGGUGUUGAGUUGCCAACAACAAAAGUAAUUGCAAGAUGUGUGUGUGCUCUGAUUACACUUUUGGGACCAGAUCUCCAGGCGAGCCAAAAGAAUAUGGCAACGGUGCUUGCGCUAAUUCGACUGUUUGAAGUUUCUGAAUACAACAGCGUUGUUUUAGAAUCGUCCCGUUGCAUUCAAGAACUGACUAUCUUUGCUCCUGCCAGUAUUAAUAUAGAGGCAUACACAAGAAGAAUGCACUCUGAUUUGAUGAAAACCGAUAAUGACCUUUUGCGAGAUGUGGCAAUCGAUGGGCUUUAUCAACUUAUUCGGACCCAAGGUAAUCAUAUUUUCCAACUGGCAGGACCUGGUUUGGAUAAGCAUAUAUGGGUGGCUUUUGACCAGAGUCCAGACAACAAACCAUUGCGGAAAUUUAUUGAAUACUGGCUUGAUCAGACUGGUGUGGAUCGCCCGUUUGACUGGAUAUCAAGGGUGCAGGCAAUCUUGACGAAGUCGAGAACCAUGUUUGUUGCUGAGCAAGAUAGAGAGGAUACAAAUCAAGCAGCCACCAAUGCUCUAGAACUAGGUGAUGAGGAAGGAACUUCGUUUACCGUAUCUGACUCUGAUGGAGCCGCUGGUAGUAAUGGUAAGGACGCCUCUUUCGCGAAUGAACCAUUACGUUGGCAAACAAGGGCACUGGCAACUGAGUGUUUACACAAACUGGUACAGCUGCUGCUGAGAGGAAAGUCGCUGCAAGACCGUGAAAAGAGUGUUAUUAUCCCUAGGAUAGGUGACAUUAUCAAAAUUGCCUUUUCAAGCUCUACAGCUUCUGUUCUGGAGCUACGACUACUUGGUUUGGGGCUAUUAGAUGAGAUCCUAGCAGAAUUACAAGAUGUGGUAGAUCCAGAUUUUAGAGAGGCUUCAUUACUGGAGCAGUAUCAAGCGCAAAUCAGCAGUGCGUUGACGCCAGCCUUUUCAGCAGAUAGCUCCCCUGACUUGGCGUAUAGAGCCAUUAAAGUGUGUGCUACAUUCAUUGGUAGCGGAAUCAUCAAGGAUGUCUCACGAAUGGGCCGUAUUUUGAAGUUACUCACAACAGCUUUAGAAACCUGUUCAGGGCCACAGAUUAUGCUCGGUGACUUGAAAGUUCCAAGCCCCAAUUCUCAGGUCAUGUUGCGACUGGCUAUUUUGUCUUUAUGGGCUGAACUUCAGGUGUCCAGUGUAAACCCUGGACAGGAAUAUCUGGUAGAUGUUGUGAAGCCAUAUAUCCCAACUUUACUGCCAUUAUGGAUUCAGGCAUUACGAGACUUCGCACGACUUCGAUUUGAACCAGUACAGUCGACAGGGCUGUCAUCGUCAAGCGGAUCGCUUACUGGUUCGAUUGAUCAAAUGUACUCAUCCUUGUCUCGAUCUAGUAUCUUGCCAACGUAUCAGCAGUCAUGGCUUCAACUCGUCGACGCAAUUGCUUCAUUGAUCGAAGAAGACAGUGAUAACGUGUUCACCAUUCUUCACGAAAAGGAGAAGAUUUCUGAUAACAGUGGUGGAAUCUCUGAUGACAUCAAGUACAGCAGCGAGCCAGCCGCCUUCUUUUUUGUUUUGUUUGGACUGUGUUUCGAAGCCUUGGUGAGACCUACUCAAUCUCUAGGCACAAGCAAUUCCAAGCUGGCAACAACAUCAGACCAGCGUCUAAGAGUACUACUGGCACUGAAACGAAUUCUUCACCGGUCUGUCAGUGGAGUCGCUAUCUACAAAGACGAGAUCCUAGCAGAAACAAUCGAUGUUUUGGAUAGGAUAGUGCUAACUGGAGCACUCGAAGAGCAACGGGCAGUAGUCUCUAUAGCACAUGGUGUAUGUUUGAAUCACCCCGGCCGAGCUAAAAUCACAGCUGGUCCCGAGGAGGAAGAAGAUGAAAUCCCAGAAAGCGUUGACCAGCUUUUUGAGCUGUUUAGAUUGGCCAUGUUGCCCAUCACUACAAUGUUCCCAGCACUAUCCGAUUCCGAAACAGCUCAAGAUAAAUUUGUAGAGACUCCUGUCACUGCUGGCUUCAUUAAAGAUUGUGUGGAGUCUUUGGUGGAUAUGAUACAGGUAUUUCCAAAAGUCAUCAAAGUGGAUCUUUAUGCGUGUUUAUUAUAUGUGUUUGAAAAGCUUCUUGAAGAUGAUAGGUGUCAAAGCCUGGUAAUCCCUGGUCUACUUGUCGUACACAAACGCCUACUACAAAUGAUGAUGAAAACAAGAGAGUCGAGUAUUGACGACGAACAAGUCAUUGACCAGGCCGUCGUCACUGCAUUCUCAAAAAUCAUAAGUUUGUUGAAGAACACCAAAGACACAACUGACGGUGCUUUGGCACGACGACGCAACUGCUUGCUAUCAGCAGUCGUCAUUAUCACCGUCUGUAAAGAUUCACUCCAGUCAGAAACAUCUAGUUUGACCGACCUGGGUGAACUUCUUGCCGAAAACCUAUCUAUUCCCAGCCUAUCGGCCACUGUUUCCAGCUGUGCAAAGACAGUGUUAGUAGCCACCGUGAACACCCGGGCAGGAAAAGUACUUUCAGAAAGCGCAUUCCCUCCUUUGAUUUCUCUUAUCACCAGUGGCCAUGGCUUUGAAGAAGAAGACAAGCCCGCUGAGGUGUACAUAAUUUCGAAGCUUGUCAAUGACGUUCUAGCAGGCUUUGUACUGGCAUUGACUGGUUCACAAGGUAAGUAG
Messenger RNA from Sugiyamaella lignohabitans, 5232 nucleotides. It is a transcript of the gene LAA1, whose product is annotated as Laa1p. The record is from RefSeq and is a predicted model, not a curated record. Gene Ontology annotation, cellular component: membrane; endocytic vesicle; Golgi apparatus. Lineage: Eukaryota; Fungi; Ascomycota; Dipodascomycetes; Dipodascales; Trichomonascaceae. The transcript has a single exon. Gene Ontology annotation, biological process: intracellular protein localization; endocytosis; retrograde transport, endosome to Golgi. Bases 1 to 5232 code for a protein of 1743 amino acids.